Branchiostoma floridae (Florida lancelet) is the source of this 1650-nucleotide messenger RNA. RefSeq lists its product as uncharacterized. The transcript has 9 exons. NCBI's taxonomy places the organism in Eukaryota, Metazoa, Chordata, Leptocardii, Amphioxiformes, Branchiostomatidae. Bases 307 to 1473 code for a protein of 388 amino acids. The record is from RefSeq and is a predicted model, not a curated record.
UGUGCCCUAGGUGACGGACGCCUUGUUGCCGGGUACUUCAGGUAUCGGGUAUAAACCAUUCAACCAUGGGCGCAGGUUCUUAAGGUGUCCGUGCAAGGUUCUUAAGGAAUUCACGGGAGAGGAGAAGACUUGGGGACGGAGAGGAACCCUUGACUCAGAACAUGGACGCCGGACCGGACAAGCAGCAGAAGAAGUCUGCCGGGUCGGACGGGAAGAAGCUCUCCUCCCAUGAGACGAAAGGCGAGGCCAAAGACGUGACCUCGACCCUGUCCAAGACGAGCAUGUCGUCCUCCUCCGCGGGCACCAAUGGGAGCGGGGCGGAGACAUGGGCGGCUGAGCGCCCGAGCACCGACCGAGUGCCCCUCGAGGUGCAGCUGCAGAAGAUCAUCCUGUCGGGCGAGUCGCCUGUGCGGACGGGGCGGGCAGACCGCGGCGGCAGCAGGGCAUGGAGACGGGGCAGGGAGGCAGGCGGGUCCCCCCGGGCAGGGGGACACCGCCGCGCCGCGGGCGGGACCGCAGCAGCACGACGCGCCGCCGGGGAAGGGCGAGCAGCCCGUCGAGCCUGCCGGGACGGACGGGCCCGCGCGAGAGCCGGCCGGGGACGGGAAGGACGUCACACCAGUCCGGCGGGCCCCGGCCGGGCCCCUGACGGCGGAAGACGCCCGGCUGAUGGCCCACACGAACCGACAGCUUGCUGCGGAGGUGAAGGCUCUGCGGGACGAGCUGGCGGCGGUGAAGCAGAGACACGACCAGCGCGCUAGGCAAGCGACACAGACGAUGGGCGAGCUGCAGCAGGAGCUGAGGCGGACCCAGGCCGAGCUCGACAGGUACCGAUGCCGGCAGGACUCCGAGCUCAUCCGGGCAGGCUUACCGGGCAGGCCGCCCGCCCCGGACGGGCCACCUUCGCAGGGCCGCCCGCCCGCACAGCGGAGGAGGUCCCCGGCGCAGGACAGUCGGGUAACGUACCUGCGGGUUCCUGACGAGUGUUUUCCCGCGCCGGCGUCCAAGAAGCCGAUGUCUGCGCUGAACAUCGAUGACGUCAUGAGGACGAAUCAGCGGGUUCUGGACGAGAACGAAGUUCUGCGGGACGAGGUGCAGCAGCUGCGGCGGGACAACAGCGCCCUCUUGCGGUUGGUCAAGUGGCUGGCGGCCGACAACCGGACAUGCCUGAAUCACAUCCACACCAGCGUGACCGACAGACGGGACCUCACCAAGAAGCUGCACAAGGAGAAAACUGAGACCAAAAAGCUGCAGGGCAUGCUCCAGCAGAGAGCGCAUGCGUGGGUGAGAGAGAAGCAGAGAGAAGAAGGACUGGAGGAAGAGAGCAGGUGGAACAAAAUCAGCCAUAUCUCCGUGCUGGGGGCGCGGCAGCGGGCCAACGCCAACCCCGAGCAGAAAUUCUACACCAGGACGGUCCCCGUGUCGUCAUGGGACGAUCCCUUCUCACGAAACGAUUACCUGGGGACGAGAUGACCCUCAUUCGACUACCUGGGCACGAGAUGACCCCCUCCCGACCCGACUACCUGGGCACGAGAUGACCCCCUCCCGACCCGACUACCUGUGCACGAGAUGACCCCCUCCCGACCCGACUACCUGUGCACGAGAUGACCACCUCCCGACCCGACUACCUGUGCACGAGAUGACCACCUC